AUCUUCAUCAAUUUCUCCAUUCACUUCUUCCCUUUAUCAAAACCUCAUCAAAUCAACCAUGGCAGAAAUUGAUCAAGUUAGACCCUUAGCCCCAUCAAGAGACCAACAAAGUAGUAGUGAUGAUGAAGAAGCUCUCAUCAAAAGCAAACAUCUUAGGAGAAUCAAAUUAUGUGGAUGUGUAAGUGCAAUUUCUUUCUUAAUAUUUGUAAUAGUAAGUGUGAUUUUAUCAUUCACAGUUUUUAAGGCCAAAGAUCCCAUAGUUACAACUAAUAAUAUCACACUCACAAACCUAGACUUUAGUGUAAAUUUAAAUCCAAUGACUCCUAGUGUUAAGGUUAACAUGUCUCUUUUAAUAGAUAUGUCUAUUAAGAAUCCUAAUUCUGCAUCCUUCAAAUUUCGUAAUGCAACCACGGCCAUAAGCUACCGUGGAGUGGCCGUGGCCGAGGUGAAGAAUCCGCCGGGAAUUGCCAAGGCUAGGCGGACAUUUAGGAUGAAUGUCACGGCAGAUGUAUUGGCGGACCGGCUCGCGACUAGGCCGGAAUUGUUUUCGGAUGUUAUGUCCGGGCACAUAACCUUAAACACCUACACAGAAAUUUCAGGGCAUGUUAAGGUUUUGGUAAUUAAAAAACAUGCUGAAAUUAAGAUGAAUUGCACUGUGAAUGUUGAUUUUUCAAGUAAGCAAGUUCAGGACAUGAAUUGCAAACGUAAGGUGAAAAUUUAGGCAUUAUUUGAAUUUUUGUUGUAAUAAUUGUUCUUCAAUAUAUCUUCUCUUUAUUUAUUCA
Molecule: messenger RNA, 782 nt
Organism: Arachis duranensis
Lineage: Eukaryota; Viridiplantae; Streptophyta; Magnoliopsida; Fabales; Fabaceae
Exons: 1
Coding region: 59-721 (220 amino acids)
Source: RefSeq, a predicted model, not a curated record